AUGAGUGAAACAAAGGUAUGUUAAUGCUGGUAUGUAAUUGACUUAUAUUUGAGCUUGGAAGAGGUUUUGGCUACUAAUUAUUUGCUUCAUUCCCUCUAUUGCGAGCGCAACAUUAUAAAAUGCGAAAUCUGUGAUCAAAGAAUAGAUUUGAAUGAGAAGAAUACUCAUAUGGAGUCACACUAGAAAGUAUGAUUGAGUAGAUGAUUAGACUGAAUGCUCUUAUUGUUCAUAAAUGUUUGAAAAGAGUCUAUUGGAGAUGCAUAAGAAGAAUUGUCCCAAUAAGCCAGAGAAGUGUGGAUUUUGCGAUUUGAUGAUAAAUCUGAGUGAGAUGCCAAGACAUUAAGCAAAGUGUGGUUCUAGAACGGAAUAAUGUUAAAUUUGCAAAAAACAUAUACAAAAAAGAGGUAAUCAUAAAACUUGACUUUGUAGAGUUCAACUUGCAUGCAAGUGUUUGUGGAGAAGGAGAUGAAAAGGAAACUUCAAAGCGAAAUCGAUUAAAAAGGAUUACAAUUGAGUCUGGAUCUGAUGGAUCAGUAUAGGAAGUAAAGCAGGUACCAAAGAGAAAACCACAGAAAUAGAUUAAAUAACAAUCGAAAUAAAAGGAGUAAAUAUUGACAGAAUAUAAUGACGAUGACGAUUAGGAUUUCUAAAAGGCUUUGUAAAUGAGUCUGAAUUAAAAAUGAAUUAAUAAAACUCAAGUUUGUGUAUACGUUUUAGAGCAAUAAGAGAACAUCGGCAUUUAUCUCAUCCCAUUCAUCGAACUCCAAAAGCAUAAUAAUGGCGAAGUUCCAGCAUACCCAGAUUCUUUUCUUUCUCUUCAGUGAAACAAUUUCCAAAAUUGCCUGAAA
Paramecium octaurelia is the source of this 848-nucleotide messenger RNA. The record is from the annotation of a GenBank genome assembly. Lineage: Eukaryota; Ciliophora; Oligohymenophorea; Peniculida; Parameciidae.